Molecule: messenger RNA, 402 nt
Organism: Sporothrix schenckii 1099-18
Lineage: Eukaryota; Fungi; Ascomycota; Sordariomycetes; Ophiostomatales; Ophiostomataceae
Exons: 2
Coding region: 1-402 (133 amino acids)
Source: RefSeq, a predicted model, not a curated record
AUGCAGAGGAGAAGAGCGAGGAGCAUUCGUCCUUAUGAGUCGAAGGGUCUCGCGAAAGGUUUAGUGCGGUCAGGGGUAGGGCCAGAUGCACUUGACGGAAAGGCGAGAGCGGCAAACACGGAGAAGCGCCGGGGUAGCGAUGUCAAUACAAAGUUUGCGCGGCCGGAGGAGAAGAAGAGAAAGCGGCGGACGCAGGGAGAUGUGAGUGGAGACCUGGCCAGGCCAGCUGUAGAAAAGGCAAGGCAGGAGGAGUUGGAGACGAUUGUCAAAACGGGAAGCGACGAGGGGUGCGAAGGUGACAAGGAAGGAAGGAGAGGAGCAGGAGGAGAAACGAAGAAGACGCCAAACGACACGGUCGAGGAAGGAGGGAGAAAACAGAUUCUAACGGAAGGAACGAUGUGA